AUUUCUUUCAGACGUCUACCGACACUCGAACAUGAGAUGUUAUAAACGAAGUUAAGAAUAAAGGACGACCACAUGGAGACAAUCAUAAAAGUAGUGACAAUUGUACAAAAGUACUAAAAAACGUUAUAGUGCACUUACGGUGUCCGCGUGCUAAUGUUGGCAAUUUCGUGAGGGUGGUUAUGUAUUGUUUACGUUUGUUUUCGAGAUGGAGGGCGCCAGAAUAACUUUUAGUAAUCUUAUUAUUAUGAAUUUUGUGGAUGGUGUUAUAAGAUGGUGUAUACAACGAGGGUUGAUUGCCAAAGAACGGCUUUGUAAAAAAUGUUCUCGGCCCAUGAGGCUGAUACAGAGAAGUGACCGAAAUGAUGGUGUCCAGUGGUGUUGCAGUGAAAUAUCCCAUGUUUGCCGCUACAGCAUACGACAGAAAAGUUGGUUUGCGGGAAGCAGGCUGACGAUAGGAGACAUUUUAAAAAUAACGUAUUUAUGGGUGAAGAAGUGUAGUGGCGCUUUCAUUGGUGAAGAGUUACAUUUGUCGAAGCACACUGUUGUCGACUGGCGCAGUUUUUGCCGUGAAGUUUGUGUUAAGGAUUGUAUAGAUAAUGGUGACGUGCUUGGGGGAGUGGGAUCAGUUGUUGAAAUUGUCGAAGCAAAGUUGGCGAGUCGAAAGUUUGGAAGGGUUAAACCUGUUACCGGCGGAUGGGUGUACGGCGGGAUUGAGAGAGGAAGCAACAAAUGUUUCUUCCAAGUUGUUCCGAAAACAACGAAACGUGUGUUUUUAAAUGUACUUAAAAAAUAUGUGCUGCCGGGAACAACUGUCAUUUCCGAUUGUUUCCGAUCAUAUGACUGCUUAUCCGAUGAACUGUUCAUCAGCUUAUCUGUAAAACACAAAAUGAACUUCAAAGAUAGAGAGGACACAAAGAAUGUUGAAGGGACAUGGUCCUCGAUCAAGCGUUAUUUUCGUGGAACGAAUAAGUGCAAGGACGGUUUUGAUUCCCAUAUGUUCGAGUACAUGUGGAGGAGGAGGUGGAGUGAUGAAAACGAUUUAUUUAUAAAAUUUUUGGAAGCAGUCCGUAGAGUUUAUAACCCCGAAUAAAGUUUUGUGCCAUGCUGUUGUUUCUAAUUACUACGUAAAUUAUAGCAAUACCUGUCAA
Schistocerca serialis cubense is the source of this 1148-nucleotide messenger RNA. RefSeq lists its product as uncharacterized. The transcript has 2 exons. The record is from RefSeq and is a predicted model, not a curated record. Bases 206 to 1090 code for a protein of 294 amino acids. Lineage: Eukaryota; Metazoa; Arthropoda; Insecta; Orthoptera; Acrididae.